GCUCUGAUUCUCUAUUUAAAGGGAGCUAAGAUAUCGGAAAUCGAGGCUAUAACUAGGAUAAAAGAGAGGGCAUUCUAUAUAAUAUUAAAAAGAGCAAAAGAGCAGAGAUAUAUACUAGGUAGCCCUGUUAAGGAUAAGCAUAUUAUAAAUGCUCUAAAAUCUAGAAGGCCGAAAGUAGUAACUAAAUCUAUUACCUAG
This is a messenger RNA of Thermothelomyces thermophilus ATCC 42464, 198 nucleotides long. RefSeq lists its product as uncharacterized. The annotation marks the transcript as partial. NCBI's taxonomy places the organism in Eukaryota, Fungi, Ascomycota, Sordariomycetes, Sordariales, Chaetomiaceae. The record is from RefSeq and is a predicted model, not a curated record. The transcript has a single exon.